Rhipicephalus sanguineus (brown dog tick) is the source of this 9585-nucleotide messenger RNA. It is a transcript of the gene Ypel, whose product is annotated as protein yippee-like 2. The coding region runs from base 423 to 767 and encodes 114 amino acids. The record is from RefSeq and is a predicted model, not a curated record. The transcript is spliced from 5 exons. Lineage: Eukaryota; Metazoa; Arthropoda; Arachnida; Ixodida; Ixodidae.
GAGGUCGCUGUUUGUUGCCUGCGCCGAGCGGUCUCGCUUUUGACACGCAUCUGCGCAAUCGCUCCUGGCGUAAGGAACAGCUGGUUGUCGCCUCGCGACCAAAACAACGCAGUGUGUCUCGCUCCAAGUAAACGGUCUUUGUCAGUGCCCAAAUCGCCCGGAUACGCCGAAUCGCCGAGCGACCACUCAUGGAUUUACACUCGGACGAGUGGCUGAUACACUAGCCCCGGUGUGGCCCCCGCCGCGGUUCUGUGGAGCCCUGGCCGUGGGAAAGCGUGCCGCUAGCAGCAGCAGCAGCAGCAGCAGCAUCUGCUCACAGAGCACCAACGCGGAAGAGCCCACUGGCCGGCAGGAAGGGCGGUGGUGGUGGGAGAGUCUUGUGGCAGCAGCAGCAGCAGUGCCGUGCAGCUGACUAGAGCAGCAUGGUGAAGACUUUCCAGGCGUACUUGCCGACCUGCCACCGCACCUACAGCUGCAUUCAUUGCAGGGCACACCUGGCCAACCACGACGAGCUCAUUUCCAAGUCAUUCCAAGGAAGCCAAGGAAGGGCUUACCUCUUUAACUCAGUGGUGAAUGUUGGGUGUGGGCCGGCAGAGGAGCGCUACUUACUCACGGGCCUCCAUGCGGUGGCGGACAUCUACUGUGAAUGCUGCAAAACCACACUUGGCUGGAAAUAUGAGCACGCCUUCGAGUCGAGCCAGAAGUACAAGGAGGGCAAGUACAUCAUCGAGCUGGCUCACAUGAUCAAGGAGAAUGGUUGGGAUUGACAACACGCCCCCGUGGAGGAAGAGGACGCGCCGCCGCCGCCCCAGUCGUCGUCGGCCCCUUCCUCCCCCGUGGUGGCCCUGUUCCGCAAUGGUCACCCGCCGCCACAGUACUUCGCGCCCUUCUGAAGGGUGGCGCCGCAUUGCCACAGCCAAAGUGGGACAAAGGCCUCUGGACGCACCGGCCGUCCCCAACAAUGCUAGAAGAAUCAAGUUUGCCCGGUUGCGAGCGUAGCAGUGCCCUGCCUGUUCCCCGACCGGUCGUUUUUUUCCGUUUCUGAAAAGCCGCGUUGCUCGAGGGCACGUCCUCCUAUUCGUGAGCCCGUUUUUGAAAAACCGGAUGGGAUGCCUUUAUAAAGACUCCGUGAGGUGCUCGUUAGCAAGUGCCUGUUUGAAUUAGUCCAAGUCAAGAUUUAGUUGCGCUGGUGUUUCGGGCUUUUUUUUUUUGCCAAAAGCGAGGUUUAGAGUUGUGUUGCAUCAUUUGUUAUUAUUGUCCCGAUGCCAGUAACAAAGGUGCACCGUGAGUAAUUGCGGCCAAUCAAUUGUUGCUCAAAGCCGCACGCUCAACUUUCUAGAUGAUACCAUUGUCAGCGCGUUAAAGGGACGUGGUACUGGAAUGCAGCUAUUGCUGCUAAUUGUCACGUGUUGAUCAUGGUGUUAUUAGGUACUUCCAAGACGCACGAUUUAAUCCAACCGUUUUGGCGCAAAGACUUAAACCCAUGGUUGAUACAUUUGUGUACCUGGCUGUCAACAAGACUGGUGCAGAGAGCAAACUCUAACACAAAUGAUAAGAAAUAGCAUGUUUUUUCAUCUUGCUUUUCUUGAGGUGAAUGUUUUUAUGUAGGGCAGUAUUUGUGGUAGUUUAUAUAAACCCGCUGGUUAAAAGAAGAAAAAGAAACAAAAUACGUCACGUUUUGAGGAAAUCUUAUGUGGGACAGUGCCUCUGUACUUUAGAUAAACUUCAUGGAUUUCUGCACUUGAGGCAGAUCUUUUUUCCGGUGCACUGGUUCUCUCUGCUUUAGAAUAACUCCGAGAUUGAAAUAAUUGCCUGCAUCUAAAAGCCUUCAUACAUUUUUGCUGCUGAGCUAGGUUUGGAAAGAGCUAAACUGUGUUACAGCAUGUCUCCUGCUGUGAUGUGUGCAACGAAAGGAGUCACUGAUGAAGUUGUUUCCUUAGCUUCUAACAUAGAUGGUCAUUGGACAAAUGGCUAAGAUCUGUAGGUAAUUGGCUGUCCGAAAGCGUAGGUGAUUCUGGAUGCUUAUUUUUGUUGAGUGCUUACCAUUUCGGCAUCACGAUCCGUCGGGGACAGGCAGAAAGGUCUGCGGAAGCGUUGUGCUGGGCAAGAAACUCCAAAAAAAAAAAAAAACGAAUAGUGCUGUGUUUAUGACCUCGAGCUGGGCCCUCCCUUGGUGACAAACUACUCUCUACAAGAGGACUGUGCGGGGGACUGUGUUGUCAUGUGAUCACUACGAGACUUGUGGUGAAAAAAAGCGCGCAAGUUUCUUUUUUUUGUUUUUUUUUCCCCGACACUCGGUGUCAAUUGUGUGGUGGCGACAUUAUGAUGACACUGCAGCGAAGCCAGCUGCGAAGGACAAAUAUGCCAUUGUAUUGUCAUCUAGGCAUGGUCAGGUACCGCGGGACCUAGGGCUUAUUGUUGUCAAGAUUUUUUUUUACUCAUUAUAUAUACUUGAGGAUUUUAGAAUGUGUGCGUGUGUGUUGUUCAGGAGAGAGGGUUUAGGAGAGUAAUGGCUACGCUCUAGUGUGUGGGUGUUUUGUGUGCGUGUGUACUUGCGAAUAAUUUAAAUCAUUAUCUUUGAAUGUAUGAGAAUGCAGUGCUUGUUUUGCUGUGAAUGCUGAUGCAAAGUGUGAUAAACACUGUUUACAUGCGCCUGAUGGGGGGGUGGGGGUGUUUCAUCUGGGUCACAAGAUGCGUAUGCUGCUUGCGCGAUGUGUUGUCUGUUUUGAACGAUCACAAGUGACAUGGUGUAUGUGUGUGUGUGUGUGUGUGUUUUUUAUUAAGGCUUCACCAGCACUGUGUUGUGUGUUUGCAUUUGUCCUUGUUAAGUGAAUGUUUUUCUCUCUGCAUCUUCUAGUCUGCAGUUGUUUUGUUUUACUUGUUUGUUUGUCUUGACACUUGCUGCGAGUGCAUCCUGCAAUGACAACAAAGUUUUAUCUGUGAUUAUAUUUCUGUUGCACCUUAUUAUUUUUUUUUCUUUUAAUAUAAAGCACGAUCGUGACGCAUUAGGAUGGGCCGCCCGGAAUGUCCGGCCCGUGCGCGUAGAAUGCCGAACGUUGGCGUCGGUGGAGGAGAUUUACAACAAAAGUGUGUCUCGCCACGCAUCUCACUUGUCUUGGUUUUUCACUGACCAAGACUAAUCUUGCCACAUUGCGAAUUCUCGUCUUUCCUUUUUGCUCCUUUCUCUUUUUUUUUCCCCUACUUAAUUAGCUUCAUAGAUAACACGCUCAUUCACUCGUAACAGGCAGUUGUUGGCAUUCACCAUUCAAGGCACCCGUGUUAGGCGAAGUCAAAAUAAGUGCAUUGCUUCACCGGUUUGCCGAAAUUGUUAGCUGUUGUUGCCGGGGCAGUUUUCGACAAUCCUUGAGCAUUUGCACGUUCAUGCUGUUAUAUAACCCUUGUGGUAAAUUGGCUAGUGCAUACUUCUUCAAGCUGCAGUGAAAUUUAAUGUGUGGGAAAGGGAAGGGGCCACUGUACCAGCAGUAUUCAAAUCAUUGUGUUGGUUCGAAACUGUGAAAGACAUUUCACCUUUUCUGGCGUCUUGGAUAGGCAGGGUAGAGAUGUUUGAAGUCAUUGCUAGAAUUUCUUGUUUAGAGGCUCACAACUCUGGGGAGCUAGUGAUGUUUGCCAGUUUGUGAUCUAUAUGGUAUCUUUCUUUUCUAGGUAACUUGUAAUAUUGCGGCUAUUUCCUUGAUGUUGCAUACAGGGUGAGCGGCUGUGAAAGGGAACAGCUGAGAGGUAUUUGGGACAACAGUAGACAGUCUAGGAAAGCACCAACCAAGUUGGCUUUUCCACAGUGCAUGACUGCCUUAAAUAUGCAGGCAGGCACAUACCGCAUUUUCUCGUUUACAACCCUUCCCUGCAUAUAACCCCCCCACACACACACACAUAAAUAACUGCGGAAAAAUAAAAAGUAAGGAGAUAUUAUGUAUUGACAUGAAGCAGUCUUCCUUGCAUUACCGUGAAGCCGACUUGCUUACCAAAAUUCGUGUAUAACCUGCAGCCGAACUUCGUUCCAACUUUUCUGUAUAUUUCAUGCAAGUUGAAGAACCACAUACUGUACCCACACAUUCAUGGACACUUUUGCAACGCUUGGCCCGCUAUAUUUUGGGCACUAUGCAUUGCGGCAAAGCCAGCUUGUGACACAUGCCAGGGGUCAGUAACCACCAAACCAUGUCAGCAGGCAGCUGGUAGAUCUGCCAUCAAUAAACCUACUCCUCUUAAUUUUCUCAAUAUAAAAAAAAAGCCUUGGAACGCGGAUUGGGUGAUAGUGGCUCUGUGCAUAAAGGUUAGGGUUCUGACCAUCUUAUGCUUGUGUUUUAUCUAGCAUGCACAGGCUACAAAGAAAGAAUGAAAACAUUGUAGUGUCUGCACGCCCUGUGUAAACUAAACUUGUUCAACAAACUAUGUGCCAGCUUAUCUAAAUCUUGGCUACCAUUUUUUUUAACUGUGGCCAAGAUGUUAGCGGCUUAACACGUGGAAAUUGCUCUCAAGUUUAUAAAGCUAGCUUACUGGGAUAUGGACGAAGAAAGGAUUCUAGAAAGCAUCUGGAAGUAGCGCAUAUUUUUCAUAGCUGUACACGUGGCAUGUCAGUGUCAUUCCUGUUGUUGCCAGUCGUCUUGGCUGGAACCUUCUCACAGCUGCUAGGUUGUUAAACAUGUUGGUUCUUAAAAAAUCUUCAAGGUGAAGGGAGUAUCGCGAGAUGUCUGCACACUUCUAACCUCGCAUACAUUAUCGCAUGUAAGUUUUAUUAAAAACACUGGUGUUUAUCCGCACAGCUGUUCAUGUGGACUCUGAACAUGUCCGUUUGAAAUAGUCACUUUGUGAAUAAGUGCACUGAAAUUUUCUUCUAACCCUUCUUCCAACGAAUGCCGAGAAAACGUGUCGUUGCACGACAUGCACUUAACACAUGAACGCAUGAACAGCAAGCAAGGCACUGUCGUUCCAAGCACGAGUUUUCUGGUUCAGAAAUUGCACUCUCGACCAUAAUGCACAUCAGUUUUGUUACUUGAUUGCUGUUUUUCUCCUUGCUGCGUGGAUAGAAAUUGUUGCUAGGUGUGCCCGAUAUCGGGAAGAUCGCUUGUAAGUCUGAUAAGAAUAUCCAGCCGAAGCACAUUCUUUGUUUUACACAUGCUCAGUUUACAUUCUCCUUUAAGAUGGUGUGGUGUAAAUUUUGUUCAGGCAUGCAGUCCAGAGGGAAUCUCGUUAAGCCGGAGUACUCUAUUUUCGUGUCCAUUUCUUAAAUACCAAAUGCUUUUGCAAGGAACAUUGAUUCAUCGUAAACGUCAAACUAACUUGUUAAAGGCAGAUUCUUUUAUAGAACAGAUAUGGAUGAAGGGGCAGGAAAUGGGACUGCAUUUGGGCGAAGCUGGAAGUUAAGUACUUAUCUGUAGCACAAACAGGGUACAGUAUUUGUGCAUCUUUGUUCUUAUUGAGUGCUCAUUCUUUAGAACAAGGCAAGUCCUCGUUCAUUGAUAAUUAAGUAGUACUGUUGUGUACGGAGACGUGAUCUCGCAAAGGCCUUUUAUUCUAACCAACAAGCUUUUUUUUAUUAGUACAGACCAACUGGUAUUCAUGAAUACCUCGCUUAACACUGUUGAGUGCAGAAACGGUCUAUUUGUAUGUCACGCAGUCUGUGGCUUUUGUUGCUGGCUGCGUAAACUGUUCGACAUUAAUGAAAAAUUGUUUCAUUGGGUGCAGCUGACUAAAAGUUUGUACCUUUUAGUGGCAUGAUUUUUUAUCAAGAGGCAGUUCGCACCAGCUCAAUCCUGGCCCAGCCGGGAAAAGCUCAUUGAAACCUUGUGAAAUAUUUUUUGGCCCGAGUUCUUAUUAGCUAGAAGUGUGAACUGUUUCCCUGUGAAAUUUUGUUUGCCUCGGUGCGUCUCGGAGCUACCUGUGUAAGCAGCUAACUCGUUUCCCAGAUGUGGGCAUUUUGCGAUCUGAAUCACUAAAGCACCUUGUCAUUUGCAGUGAGAGCUGCUAGUGCAAGGUACUGACCUAUUGUGGUCUGAAAAGAGUUUAUGUUGCUUCAGUUACGGCGGUUGCUUGAACUGUGCUGACUUUAUAUGAGAUAGUGAAAUGUUAACUGUCCAGGAUUCGCAGAACCAUUUGAAAAUUGCUAAAACACUGUCAAUGAUGUGAGGCGUGCUGGUUGGUGCGGCUGGGAUUCUUCAAGCAAAACUCUAGGCAUUCUUCAGGAGUUUGUACUAGCUACAAUUGUUCUGUGUCCUAUCUGUUACUGAUACUUGUUUUACUGUAAGCCUUCCGUAAUGUUGGUUCCAACUAUGGCAAUGAAUGAGAAAUGUUUGGGAUGGUGUACAUUUAUGGCAGAGGUUCUGAGCGCUUAAUAUAUCUUGUCACAUGGGCUGUUUUCAAUUUGCACUGAACCUUUUUCCAAGUGCUGCCAUUGUGUAGAGUAUGGUUGGGGCAGCACAGAACUGGAGUAAAAUGCGCUCACAAAUGACGCACACCGCAGCUAGCUCUGGGAGAUGUUGAUUUGCAUUGACUUGGGAACGCCUGAAAAAAACUAGUGCAAAAAGUAAGAAGCGACAUUUCCUGCCUUUCUCAGUUGCUCAUCAAGGCCACAGAAUCGAAGGAAGAGGGUUUUGCUCGCAAUUUUGCUCGGUGAUCCCUGUGAGAUGCUUAAAAGACAUCUGCACUUAGCAAGACAUUCCACGUGAUUUGCACUGACAGGUGAUGAAUGCUAGAUUUUUUUAUUUCGCUCUCUCCAAGUUGGGGCAGAAGCGCGUCGUGCUUAUUCUUUUCUAUUUAAUUUUAAUUUGCUUUUGUAAUCUUGUAAAUUGCUGGCACAUGAAUGGCAAUAGAUGAUCGCGUAGGCUUGGUGCAAGAAUGUGACGAAGGAAAACUGUGAAAACACGAUGUAGCAGUCAAGCGCAGUACACUUAAACCUCAUAACAAAGUUGCAUUUGACACGAAAAUAACUUCGUUAUAUCCGAAAAUUCGUCAUAAGUGUAUAUUCAAACCACUUUAUCUAUUACCAAGGCUAUUCUUCAUUUAGUUCGUUAUAACCGAUAAUUCGUUACAUCCGUGUUCGUUACAUCGAGGUUUGAGUACUGUGUUUGUGUUGAGUCUCGUCUUUGCUCUGCUUUUCUUUCGCACAUUUCUUGUUUGAGCUCAUUUAGUGAUCGCUGAAUAUCAAAGUAGGUUUUGCGAGUUUCACUUUCCUAAAUUUGUGCCGACGUUAUACUUUUGUCCCUCGCAUUGGUAUUGCGGUACCAAUCCGUGCUCCAGCUUAUUAUGCAGAAAGAGUUUUCUUUUGUGAUGAAAUUUCGCUGGCUUUCUGUUCACUGCUUGACCCAAGUUCGGGAGUCUUUAAUCUGAUUAUCUUUUUGUACAGACAGUUGUGGCUAUAUCCUUCGACUCUGACCUUAAUUUGUUAAGAGCAUCUAGCCUUUUCUCUUUGUGUUGCUCAUUGCACGCUGUUGUCUUUUGAUGAUUGGUGGGCUUUCACACUCUGGGUGUUCCGGUUCCUUUUUCCCUCUGUGGAGCUAUCUUGUCGAAACGACUUUCCUGUCCUAUCGUCUUGAGUACACUUUUGGUUCUUGUGUUACGCUGGCCGUUUAACCCGUUAUGUUGAACUCUAGUUGGCUGAAUUUUAUGUGAUGAUUACUGUUUGUUAAUGGAAAUUAUGGUUGUCUGCAUCAAAUAAUUAUCUACUGUUACUGCUUACUAUUUAAGCCAUACCUUCACGUGUUGAGGGCUUCUAGCUUUCAGAUGAAAUGACUAAAAACACAGAAAAGCCAGCUUGCUGGUUACCAGGCACUGUGGGCAUGAACUUUGGCUUUUGUAAUGACAAAUAAUUUUUUUCAUUACUGUCUGUCAGCUAUUGUCAGCACAAGAGACAUUUUCGCUGAUAUUUGUUCUCUGCCAACGCAGUGCACUUUAGUCAAAAGAAAACUUUUAUAUAUAUCUCGUAUUGAGGGAACAGCGCUGUAUUUAUUUCCCUGACUACUUGCCUGUUUGUUUUUGUUUCUUUGCAUUAUGCUGGGGAUGUCACAGUUGGGUGCCUGAUCGGAGCCCCGACAUGUUUGAACUGAUAGAUUAGCGAGUGGCCUUGUUUAAUGUCAUGGGGAGCCGCAAGUUGAUGAGCUUGAGCUGUUAUCUUUUGCAGUUUAUUUAGUAUUUCCGUCACCUGUGUGGUGCAUGUGCAGAGUGCUGUCUCUUAUCACACGUUUAAUCCCCCAGAAAAAUUCUGAAUCUCCCCGCCACUGCUCUCCUUACUCUUGGAACAUGACACCUUCUGGGGUGUACUUUUGUGACACUACACUGUUUACAGUGCACCUGUUCGCUGCUCCGAAUUUAUCGUCGUUGGAGCGCAUUCCUUGCCCUAAACUUGCACGACAUGAAAUAGAGUUAUGAAAGUACCUUGCUAUAACUGUCACUUCAGAGAACAUCUCCCUUUAUUGUCGUGCAGCACAGAUUACAUUACUGUUGAAAUAGUAGGUGCACCUUAUCCUUGAUGACAGAAUGUAAUCACUGGGCACAUGUAGCAUUAAGGAAAGGAACCUUGGUAAGAAUGACUACAAUUACAGUACAGGUCAAGUAUUUUUGGGAAGUUAUCUCAACAGAGUGCACUUAAAAAGGUGUAAAAUUUUAAAUGCAAAAAUGCACUUGAAAAGGUGUAAAAUUUUAAAUGCAGAAAUGCACUUGAAAAAGUGUGAAGUCUUUGGAGUGCUGUCCCAACAAAGUACACUUCAAGAGGUUAAAAUUCUAUAGAGUGCUGCUUCCUUGUGUGUGGGUGCCGAGUUGCAUCGUACGUCAUGGUGCAUGAGGACCUUUUCUCUCUUUGCAUGCUUCAGAGGUCAUCCCAGAACGACCAAACUCGUUCUUGGUAAGCACCGGCAACAGCACGAGUUGAAAAUUUUUUCGUACCAGGGAGAGAAAGGGUGUGCUUGCUGUUCGUGACUUGAGCGUGACUUGCCAACUAGACCGAGGUGCAUACAUUCCUCGGGGAGUGCAGACAGUUGUAUCGAAGUCUCCAUUUCAUGGGGAACAUUACCUGUAACCAGUUUUUAGAAAUGGCUUGUUAAUUGUAGGAGCUGUUCCAAUUAAACUGUGGUACAUACAGCAGAUUGAGGCAGUACAGUAGCGUGCGCGGUUGUCACAUGUUGUCUGUUGUGUCAGUGCCGAUGAUCCUGUGGUCACGCAACAAACACUUGCGUAUAGUGGCUCCAGAGCUAUUUGUAUACACAAAUGCGAAGCUUUCUUUUCUGUAAUACAUUCUUAUUUUUUUUUCUCGGAGGUGACUAGCAAUGUGUUCUUCAUCCUGUGAAGCUUGGUGUUACAACUACUGCUGUAAUGUGCGGGACGUGCAUAUUUUAUAUAGACACAUCAACCAUUGCGCACGAGUCACUUGUGCUUUGUUUACUCCAUACCAUGUGUCGCCUCAUGUGCUCUACAAAUGAGUUGCCUUCAGCCAUCAUCACUGUCAUUGGGAAGUGUGUACACAUAGGAGAAGACUGACCGAAGAGAGCCUUCAAGUCUGGAGUGUGACUAAGCAUAUUCUGAUGUUCGAGUCAUGUGUCUUCAACUUUUUUUGCAUAAAGCAGAGCUGCUGUCCCUGUA